Molecule: messenger RNA, 3607 nt
Organism: Halichondria panicea
Lineage: Eukaryota; Metazoa; Porifera; Demospongiae; Suberitida; Halichondriidae
Product: proteoglycan 4-like
Exons: 12
Coding region: 183-3431 (1082 amino acids)
Biological process (GO): regulation of signaling; actomyosin structure organization; regulation of cell adhesion
Molecular function (GO): actin binding
Source: RefSeq, a predicted model, not a curated record
UCACUGCUGAGUAUUUACUAUUACAGCAUUCUUGCAAGUGGUUUGUGUAUCACUGCAAUGCGCUAGUUAUUCUCUAGCUAAUAUCCUGUAUGUACAGAAGUUUGACUGAGCAAGCUAAUUAACAAUUCUACCACAUCUGAGUCUAUUAGAUCUAGCUACUUGUAUUUUAUUAGAGCUGAAUUAUGAGCCGACAGGCCCUAUCUCCACCUCCAGUAUUCAGUGAUGCUGGUACACAAGACAAUGCAGUUAUUGUGAGAGAAGCACAGGAAUGGAUUGAGGAAGUGACUGGAAAGUCCUUCGGAGACUCUUUCAAGGAUUCACUCAAGGAUGGAGUUCUGUUGUGCGAGCUCAUGAAGAAAAUCAAUCCAGGCAGCAUUUCUAAAAUCAACAAACUCAAAUCUCCGAUUGCACACUUGGACAACAUUCAACAAUUCUUGAACGCUUGUCAAGAAUUGGGUAUGAAGCAAUCUCAAAUGUUUGAUGUAAUGGACCUACAAUCGUCUCAGAUCACGCCCAAAAAAAUUGGUGUAAAGAGAGAUGAUGCAGACAGGAAAAUUAGAAGUGUGUGUAUGACUCUCUAUUGGCUGGGCAGAACUGUAGCAGAGAUGGAGGAAUACAGGGGCCCCCAGUUGGACCGGAGUGCAUUUUCAGCUAUUAUGCAAGUUGGACAGUACUCGGAUGACGAAGAGAGCAAUGGAAGUCCAACUCCCGAGUCACCUGACCACUACCAAAUUGAGUUGGACAACCACAUCUCAAGUCCUGAGCUCCCAUCAACCGGCCCAAUUGAGAAUGGAAUGGGACUCACGUUUGAGCAAGAACAAACUGCUGACCAGUUGCUGGCUGACAUACAGAGUGCUGUAGACGAAAUGCUUCAUGACUUCCAAUCUGGAUACAUUCCCGAAGAGACACCAGAGAAGGAAUCUGGUAGUCGUGUGGGUAUAAGUGUGCACAUGAUCAGCCGAAAUGGAGGAUUUGGUUUCCAGGUAAUUGGAGGAGCUGAUGCCAACUACCACCCUGAAGUAGAAGUAAUACUACCAGGGAGUGCAGCAGAGGAUGCUGGCAUUAAAGCUGGGGACAAAAUUGUCAGUGUAAACAAAGAAGACAUGACUCGCCUGACUCACUCUGAACUAGUGUCAGUCAUUAAGAAGGCUGGCUCAGAGGGGAGUAUGCUGAUUGGCCUGGUAAGAGAGGGACGUACGACAAUAACUGAGCAUCAGAAUCAACCCACAGACACUGUCCCAGAUAUUGAUGACCAGCAACUGGUAAACGAAGACCCACCCAAUGACGAUGAUGACAGCGACAACGAAGCGUACCCAUUGGAUAUUGAUCGCGAGGAAACAUCACCUCUCAGAGCACCCCCGACCACAUCAUAUGGCAGUCAACCUUUGCCUACUCUUAUUGAGUACCAGGAAGAAGCAAUGUUGGAGCAAAUCACAGAGAUGAUAGAAAAGUCACCGCCCCCACUAGACUCACCCCCCACACAUACACACUUCUCACCUGUUGCGAUUACCCCUCCUCCCCCUGGCCCAGUAUCUGAUGAUCGUGAGAGCAUCGAAAGAGAUCUUCAGGAAAUAGUGCUCAUGGAAAUGGCCGCCACGACAGAACAGCAACGAGAACACCAAAAUGAGGAGACCUCAGAUAAAGAAUAUGAUCAACAAUAUCUGAAUAUCGAUGAUGAAAUUGAAGAGUUGCUCAGUUUCGGAAGAGAUAGCAAAUCUCCAGCUAACGACUUUGAAUUGGACUUUGAUCUUCCUCCUCCUCUCUCUGUGUCUCCACCUCCUCCUAAACCAACCACUAAGGCCCCAAAACGACAAGUGAAGAAAGGUUCCCCUCCUCCCACUAAAGCAAAACCAAAGAGGCCAGCUUCGUUCGUACAAGCCACCACUUUACUUCCUCAAGACCCUGAGCCAGAAAGAGCUAGGAGUUCCACUCCCCGAUUUACAUCGCCACCCCCUCCAAUCUCUCCACCUCCACAUUCCCCAUCUCCAGUUAUUUCAUAUAAACCAAUUGCUGAGGUAACUGUAGCCGCACAAUACGUUUCAGAGCCUAUACCUACAACUGUUGCAAGUCCCAGGGCAGAUACACCACCCAUCACUGCUGAUACACCCUCCCCACUACUGUCUCAUGUAAUUGUUGAUGAACAGCCGGCACACUCUCCACCUGUCACUAUGAACACUCCCUCUCCACAACUGCCAGAAGUCAAUGUACGACCAAGGCAACCUACGUCUGUUUUUACUGUAACGACUCCCUCCCCACAAUUGUCUCCUUUACCUGUUGAAAGUUUCUCUCCGCAACCAUCACAAGCUAUACCUGUCAUAAUUGACACAGAACCAUCACAAACUAAUCCUAUCAUUGUUGACAUGCCUUCCACUCAACUAUCAGAAGUUGACGCCCCCUCCUCCACAAAAUCGUCUGAAGCUAACAAAGUCAAUACGUCAACCAUACAAGCUAUGCCUGCAACCCCAAUCUCACAGCCUCUGCAGGUCAAGGAGCUCGGCCCGGUAACCCCUGAUGAUGUGGAGAUAGUGGGAAACGUCAAAAUACAUUGUGUACAGCGUACAAGGUGGACCCCAAAAGGCAGCUCAACUGAAAUAGUGAAUCCUCCAGAAGAUCAGAACAAGCAACGUUACCAGCAACAUUUCACUCAACUGUGGGCCCAACCAGCUCCCAAACAGAUGUCCCCAUCAAAACAGACCAUUACGCCCAUUUCAACACGACAAAAUGGACAUCCUGAGCCGAAUCGAGGAAAAUCAACAACCCCUAACUCUGGUACUCACUUGCGUACCUCUCCAAGAACAUCCCAUGACAUGAACAAGCGAUACACGCAGCCAGCAAACAUGGCUGGUUGGCAGCAUUCUAUUGGACGAAACAGAAGUCUAUCCACUAGCAAUAAGAUGUUAUCACCACAACAACAACAACAACAACAACAGCAAAUGCCCAUCAAAAAACCCAACUGGAAAAGUCAAGAAGAGCUUCGGAAUCAUAGGGUUAUGCCUCCCUCUAAUGGAUCGACCGAGCAGCAGUGGACCAGGACCACACCAGUUCGUCAACAAUCCAUGCCCACUCAGCAGCAGCUCAAAACUCAGAGCCUACCUCGUGGGAAUAACGACUGGCGAGUCAAUCGUAGCAGUACAUGGUCUCGUGGAGGGGGAUCACGUUCCAUCGAUGGUCAGCAAUCUGCCUUUGCCAUCAAAGCGAAGAGUCCAUACGAUCUAUGCUCUCGAUGCCACAAGCAGCUAGGAACUGAGACGAUCAUGUCAAUUCCUAACCUCAAGGCCCACUAUCAUGCAUCAUGCUUUGUGUGUCGGGUGUGUAGAGCUCCCCUCGUGAGAAGCCCCCACAACACAUCCGUUCUAAUUAAAGGGAUGCACCCACACUGCAAAUACUGUGGCUCAUCAUCUGACCAAGGUGUGCUUACCACGGAGUGCUAAAUCAAGAUGAUGUUAGGAUGACAUUGAACCUUUUUACGUACAUUUUUUAUCUCAGAAUAAUAUAGUUAUUUACUUUUUUACUCAUUUAGUUAGCGCAACACCUAUUGUACAGUCAUAAUUAUGUAUGUGGUUAUAAAACAUUUUCUUAUACAUCUGCUCAUCUACACCAGACCUUA